AUGGGGAGAGGCUGCCAGGGGGUGUCAACCCCGUCCCCAGCUCCCGACAGGGCCGUCACCCCCCUGGGGGUGAUUUUGGGGGUGAUGCCAACCCCUGUGGGUGUCAGCAGGUUUUGCCUUCUUUCCCAGAGCAAGCUGGUGAAGUAUUUCAGCCGGCAGCUGUCCUGCAAGAGGAAGGUGGCCCUGCAGGAGCGCAAUGCCAAGCUGGAGGGCUUCCCCCAGCUCCUGCACUGGUUCCGCAUCGUCGACAUCCGAAAGGAGGUGAUGGAGGAAAUCGCCCCUGGGCAGCUCAGCCUGGAGGAUCUGCUGGACAUGACCGAUGAGCAGGUCUGUGCCACCGUGGAGAAGUUUGGGGCCAACAGAGAGGAGUGUGCCCGGCUGAACGCGUCCCUGUCCUGCCUCCGCAGCGUCCACAAGUCUGGCGGGAGCCUCUCCAAGCAGGACUGGACCAUCCAGUGGCCGAGCACGGAGCCGGGCAAGGAGAACAGUCCGGGAUGCCCCGCGGAGCCGGGACCCUGGGGCAGGACGCACCCGAGCCCCAAGGUCCAGCCCAAGUGUGGGCAGCACCACUGCCACGCCAGCUCGUCCCACGGCCCCAUGUACACCCACGUGGACCGCCUGACCGUGGAGGGUCACCCGGGGCUCUGCCCACCCCUCGAGUCCGGCCACCGCUCCCUGCCCCCGUCCCCCCGGCAGCGCCACGCCGCGCACACCCCCCCGCGCACCCCCAACAUCGUCACCACCAUGACCCCGCCGGGGACCCCCCCCGUGCGCCGCAGGAACAAACUGAAGCCCCCCGGGACGCCCCCGCCCUCCUCGAGGAAGCUGAUCCACCUCAUCCCGGGAUUCACGGCGCUUCACCGGAGCAAAUCCCACGAGUUCCAGCUGGGACACCGCGUGGAUGAGGCGCACACCCCCAAGGUCAAGAAGAAGAACAAGCCCCUGAACCUGAAGAUCCACAACAGCGUGGGGAGCUGUGAGAACAUCCCAGCCCAGCGCUCCCCUCUCCUCUCCGAGCGCUCCCUGCGCUCCUUCUUCGUGGGGUACCCGCCCUUCCUGCCCUCCACCCCGCCCGUCCACACCGAAGCCACCUUCUCAGCAAAUACGCUGUCAGUGCCUCGCUGGUCCCCGCAGAUCCCUCGUCGGGAUUUAGGAAACUCCAUCAAACACAGGUUUUCCACCAAGUACUGGAUGUCUCAGACCUGCACCGUCUGCGGGAAGGGAAUGUUGUUCGGCUUAAAAUGCAAAAACUGCAAGCUCAAGUGCCACAACAAAUGCACCAAAGAGGCGCCCCCGUGUCACCUGCUGAUCAUCCACCGCGGAGGGAGACGAGCCGGUCGGGGCGAGGCAGAUUUGCAUUGCAAACCACUUCCACCCACCCUCCCCCUGCCUCCUUUUCUUUUCAGAUUCCCCACCGCACGGGCAAGGUUAGUCCGGACAGAGUCGGUGCCCUGCGACAUCAACAACCCCCUGAGGAAGCCCCCGCGGUACUCGGACCUGCACGUCAGCCAAACCCUCCCCAAAACCAACAAACUCAACAAGGACCACAUUCCAGUGCCCUACCAGCCAGAUUCCAGCAGCAACCCCUCGUCCACCACAUCGUCCACGCCGUCCUCGCCGGCCCCGCCGCUGCCGCCCAGCGCCACCCCCCCGUCCCCCCUGCACCCGUCCCCGCAGUGCCCGCGCCAGCAGAAGCAGUUCAACCUGCCAGCCUCCCAUUACUACAAGUACAAGCAGCAGUUCAUUUUCCCAGAUGUGGUGCCUGAGACGCCGACCCGAGCCCCGCAGGUCGUCCUGCACCCCGUCACCUCCAACCCCAUCCUGGAAGGAAACCCAUUGCUUCAAAUUGAAGUGGAGCCCACCUCGGAGAACGAGGAAGGCGCCGAGGAGGUGCAGGAGUCCGAGGACGACUUUGAGGAGAUGAACCUCUCGCUGCUCUCCGCGCGCAACUUCCCGCGCAAGGCCAGCCAGACCAGCAUCUUCCUGCAGGAGUGGGACAUCCCCUUCGAGCAGCUGGAGAUCGGGGAGCUGAUCGGGAAGGGCCGCUUUGGGCAGGUGUUCCACGGGCGCUGGCACGGGGAGGUGGCCAUUCGCCUCAUCGACAUCGAGCGCGACAACGAGGACCAGCUCAAGGCCUUCAAGAGGGAGGUCAUGGCCUACAGGCAGACCCGGCACGAGAACGUGGUGCUCUUCAUGGGGGCCUGCAUGAGCCCUCCCCACCUCGCCAUCAUCACCAGCCUGUGUAAAGGACGGACUCUCUACUCCGUGGUGAGGGACGCCAAAAUUGUCCUGGACGUCAACAAGACGAGGCAGAUAGCACAAGAAAUUGUGAAGGGAAUGGGAUACCUGCAUGCCAAGGGGAUCCUCCACAAGGACCUCAAGUCCAAGAAUGUUUUCUAUGACAAUGGGAAGGUGGUGAUCACCGACUUCGGGCUCUUCAGCAUCUCCGGAGUUCUCCAAGCGGGCAGGAGGGAGAACAAGCUGCGGAUCCAGAACGGCUGGCUGUGCCACCUGGCUCCCGAGAUCAUCCGGCAGCUCUCUCCGGACACCGAGGAGGACAAGCUGCCCUUCUCCAAGCACUCGGAUGUCUUUGCACUGGGCACCAUCUGGUACGAGCUGCACGCCCGGGAAUGGCCCUUCAAGACGCAGCCAGCGGAGGCAAUAAUCUGGCAGGUGGGAAGAGGGAUGAAGCCCAACCUCAGCCAGAUCGGGAUGGGCAAGGAGAUCUCGGACAUCCUCCUGUUCUGCUGGGCCUACGAGCAGGAGGAGAGACCCACCUUCACCAAGCUCAUGGACAUGCUGGAGAAACUGCCAAAGCGCAACCGCCGCCUUUCCCACCCGGGGCACUUCUGGAAGUCGGCAGAGCUGUGACGGGAGGAGUUAAGGGACGGUGCCUUCCUCCCCCAGCGGGUCUCCUCUUCCUCUCCGCUUCCCAGCCUGCGCUAUGGAGGAGCAGCGGGGCCGACAGCGGCCCGGCAAUGAGACUCUUCCCCCGCAGCGUUUCAUCAUCCCGGGAAUCCUCUCGGAGCGGGCGGGACGAGCCGGAGCAGCCCCGGGAGCGCCCGGCUGCGGUGGGACCGGGACAGCAGCGGGCGGCUCUCGGUGCACGGGCGGUGGCUCUGGGGACAGUCCCCUCCCCGAGCAGGGCUGACCCACUGGACGAUGACUUCAAUUUAUCCCCAGGGCUCCUCUGAUCCCGACCCAGCGCUCACGAUGAUGCUCGGCUGGGGAGGGCUUGUUCUCGGUUCUCUGUGGGUUUAUUUAAUUCCCUUUAUUUAUUUCUUUGCGGUUUUGUCAUGAAAAAAGGGGGAAUGUCGCUGAUUCAUGAGUUUAUCCCCGGAUCCUGCGGGGCCAGGGAGCGCCACUGCCAUUAGCUGCUCCCCCGUGGGGAAAUGCAUCUGUCCCGCUCCCCCCGAGCCCCCGCAGCCCCUUCGUGGGCAGCGCUGACCUUUCACAAGUGGCUUCUCUCCCUGCCAGCCGCGGCCACUUACGCGUCCCCCCGCGGGUGUCCCUCCCGGCGGGGCACAUCUCCACAUUCCCGAUCAUUUAUCCGCUUUUCCCGGUGUGUUUCUCAUCAGCCAGCCCCGCCCUGCCCUCAGCGCUGCCCUGCUCCUGGCUUCGCUCCUCGCUCCCAAAACCCCGCGUUUGGGGAUGCUCUGGGGCUGGGCACAGCGGGGCAGCUGGAAUUGGGAUCCAUCCCCUCUCCUAAGGCUCAUUCCUGCAGCUGGGAAUGCAGACAGGCUCUGGUUGUACAGAGCAUCUCCCAGCCCCACACGGGGACACCUCAGCCAUGCCCAUUCCCCACCCCCCUGCCACAAACUCAUCUCCCAUCAGCCAAAUCCCAGGGUUUCCCCAAAAAAAUUCUCCUUGGGAGGUGCUGUUGCCACCUGGAUUCCACGUGCUGGUAUUUCCCUGUCCCCCCAGCCCGGGUGGGCUCUCCAGCCCCUCAGAUGAGCUGUCAGAUGAGAGCAGAUCCCAUUCCCAGGCUCUCAUGGGGCAUUAUCAUCCCGGAUAAUUCAAUUGUAGUCUCAGUUCGCUUUAAUUUGGAGCCGUCACGAGGCUUUGCAAAUUUAACCGGCCCUGGUUUGUCUGGCUGCUCCCCCAGCUCCUCCUUGCUGGUGUUGGGAGCGCUUUAGCAUAAGUAAAUGAAGAUCAGAAACUUAAUUGCAGCUGGGAUGAGAUGGGAUUUUAAUUGUGGGGGUUUUAAAAUCCCCACAUGAGUGAAAAUUCCAAGGUGGGCAGGAGCAGGGAGGGGUGGAUCCAGCCCCCAAAAAGGAUCUGGAGGAGUCUCCUGCUGGUGUUUUUGGGAUCCCAUCCCUCUCUGGGAGGCAGCGUGUGGAGCUGGGAUGAGGCUGGGAUGCGCAGGCUGAGCCCUCGUUUAGGUUAAUUGGGUUAACUUGGGUUAAUUGCUCCCUGCUCCAGCAGCACAAUUUGGGGUCCCUGAGUUAGGGCUCACCUCCUCAUCCCCCCUUUCCCUUUCCCCCAGCAGAUGGGCUGUGCUGUCCCUGUCCCCUCCCAGCUCUCCCUGCUGUGCCCAGGAGCAGCGAACGUUGCACUAAAACCUCGGAGCCUCUCUGAGCUUUCACCGAUGCCUUCACCUCCGCUGCCCCGGGCUCUGGGGGAGGCACAAAAUCCCCUUUCCCAGAGGUUUUGGGUGCUGGGAGGGGCACGGGGAGGUGUCCCCGACCCCCAGAGCCCGUCCGGAGGGAGCGAUGGUCGCUGUCCUGCUGUGGGUUUGGUCUGUGUGAACUCCCCAGGGGAGCAGGAGACAGGGGAGGGUGUGGGGAGGAGGUGAGCCCAGGGGUGCUGCUCAUCCCCGGGGUGGCACAGGGCUGGGGCCGGGUGGAUUUAUGGUGGAGGGAGGGGACAAUGUCUGUCCUGGGGGCACUGGGGGUUUACUCCCGGUGUCCCAAGUCUCACCUUGGUGUGUCCCCCAUGGGACACCCGAUGGAUUUUGUGGGCCAGGAUCACCUGAUGGGUGCUGGGUUGGUUCCCCCGUGGUGUCAGGGCCUCACCGGGCUGCAGCCUCAGCCACAGAACCAAGGAAUGGGUUGGGUGGGAAAGGACCUUAAAGCUCAUCCCUGCCAUGAGGGACACCUUUCACUAUCCCAGGCCGCUCCAAACCCCGUCCGGCCUGGCCUUGGACACUUCCAGGGGCAGCCUCAGCUUCUCUGGGAAUUCCAUCCCAGCCCCACCCUCCCAGGAAACAAUUCCUUCCCAAUAUCCCGCUCAGCUCUGCCCUCUGGCAGUUUAAAGCCAUUCCCCUCGUCCUCUCUCAUUCCCCCUUGGCCACACCUUUCUCCACCGAAUUUUGGGCACCUGGAAGGAACCAAAUAUUCCUACAGCCGACCUCUCCCUCCUCACCCCCCUCUUCAUCCCCUCUCCCCUUGCCGUGGGGUCUCAGCCACAGGCACAGCACAAUGGGAUGGAUGGAAAAAGAGCUGUCCUGAACUUCUCCCAGAUGAGCUCCAAGGAGCAGCUCCUCCCAAUCCAUUCCAGUUUAUCAGGCAGCCCCAUUAUUUCCAUCAUUCCUUCUUAUUUUUAAAGUCUUCAUUAUUAAAAAAAACCAAAAAAAACCCCACUCACCAAACCAACAAAUCUUAUUUUUGUUGUUGUUUGGGGUUUUUUUGACUUUGCCUUUCUGAAGGAUUUUUUUUUGGCCCAGUUAAAAAUAUCCAGCGCUCAACCGGGGAGGGGACGAUGCAGGAGAAGCUCUCCACAGUGGCCUCUAACAGGAGCUCUGAAGGAGGGAGAGGGUUUAGCUGGGUUUAGCUGCGAGCCAGGCUUAUUCCCAGAGCUGGGCUUAGCUGAGCGCAGCCUUUGAGACGGAGGAGCCGCCCCCAGCCCCAGGGCACCUCCCCACAGCCCAGUGAUGCUUUCCUGGGCCAGCCCUGCAGCUCUGGACUGCCUCAUGCUCCCACCGCCCUCCCGGGCUCUCCCAUCUCCCUCCCGGGCUCUCCCACCGCCCUCCCGGGGCUCUCCCCUCUCCCUCCCGGGCUCUCCCCUCUCCCUCCCGGGGCUCUCCCAUCGCCCUCCCGGGCUCUCCCACCGCCCUCCCGGGGCUCUCCCACCGCCCUCCCGGGCUCUCCCCUCUCCCUCCCGGGGC
This is a messenger RNA of Parus major (Great Tit), 6106 nucleotides long. It is a transcript of the gene KSR2, whose product is annotated as kinase suppressor of ras 2. The transcript has 21 exons. Gene Ontology annotation, biological process: protein phosphorylation. Lineage: Eukaryota; Metazoa; Chordata; Aves; Passeriformes; Paridae. Gene Ontology annotation, molecular function: ATP binding; protein kinase activity. The coding region runs from base 1 to 2871 and encodes 956 amino acids. The record is from RefSeq and is a predicted model, not a curated record.